Messenger RNA from Nycticebus coucang (slow loris), 1595 nucleotides. Its product is annotated as cytochrome P450 4F2-like. Gene Ontology annotation, molecular function: iron ion binding; heme binding; oxidoreductase activity, acting on paired donors, with incorporation or reduction of molecular oxygen. The transcript is spliced from 12 exons. The coding region runs from base 1 to 1575 and encodes 524 amino acids. NCBI's taxonomy places the organism in Eukaryota, Metazoa, Chordata, Mammalia, Primates, Lorisidae. The record is from RefSeq and is a predicted model, not a curated record.
AUGCUGCAGCUGACCUUGUCCUGGCUGGGCCUGGGGCCAGUGGCCGCCUCCCCAUGGCUGCUGCUGCUGCUGGUCGGGGCCUCCUUGCUCCUGGCUCACAUCCUGGCCUGGACCUACACCCUCUAUGACAACUGCCACCGUCUCCGCUGUUACCCGCGGCCCCCCAGGAAGAACUGGUUCUUGGGUCACCUGCACCUGAUUUCCCCCAUGGAGGAAGGUUUGAGGGACCUGACUCAACUGGUGGCCACCUACCCUCAGGGCUUUCAAAUACGCAUUGGACCCAUCUACCCUGUCAUCACUUUGUGCCACCCCAACAUCAUCCGAUCUGUCCUCAUUUCCUCAGCUUCCAUUUCACUCAAGGACAUGGUCUUCUACAGAUUCAUGAAACCCUGGCUGGGGGAUGGACUUGCGACAAGUGCUGGUGACAAGUGGAAACGCCAUCGUCACAUGCUGACACCCUCCUUCCAUUUCAACAUCUUGAAACCCUAUAUGAAGGUUUUCACUGAGAGUGCAAACAUCAUGCACGCCAAGUGGCAGCACCUGGCCUCAGAAGGCAGUGCCCGUUUGGACAUGUUUGAGCACAUCAGCCUGAUGACCUUGGACAGUCUGCAGAAAUGCAUCUUUAGCUCCGACAGCAACUGUCAAGAGAAGCCCAGUGAAUAUAUUGCCACCAUUCUGGAGCUCAGUUCCCUUGUAGAUAGAAGAAGCCAGAACAUCCUCUCAUACUUGGACUUCCUGUACUAUCUCACUCCCAAUGGGCGGCGCUUCCGCAAGGCCUGCCACUUUGUGCACACCUUCGCUGACGCUGUCAUCCAGGAGCGACGCCGCACCCUCUCCAGUCAGGGUAUUGAUGACUUCCUCAAGGCCAGAGCCAAGGCCAAGACUUUAGACUUCCUUGAUGUGCUCCUGCUGAGCAAGGAUGAAGAUGGAAGAACAUUGUCAGAUGAGGACAUAAGAUCACAGGCUGACACCUUCAUGUUUGGGGGCCAUGACACCACAUCCAGUGGUCUCUCCUGGGUGCUGUACAACCUUGCAAGACACCCAGAAUAUCAGGAGCGCUGCCGGAAGGAAGUGCAAGAAAUUCUGAGGGACCGUGAGUCUGAAGAGAUAGAAUGGGAGGACCUGGCCCAGCUGCCUUUCCUGACUAUGUGCAUUAAGGAGAGUCUGCGGCUGCACCCCCCGGUUCCAGUGAUCUGCCGCUGUUGCACCGAGGACAUUGAGCUCCCAGACGGCCGGGUCAUCCCCAGAGGUGUCAUCUGCCUCAUCAGUAUUUUUGCGACUCAUCACAAUCCCGCUGUGUGGCCUGACCCUGAGAUCUAUGACCCCUCCCGCUUUGACCCAGAAAACAUCAAGGAGAGGUCGCCUCUGGCUUUUAUACCCUUUUCUGCAGGGCCCAGGAACUGCAUAGGGCAGAUCUUCGCCAUGACGGAGAUAAAGGUGGUCCUGGCGCUCACGCUGCUGCGCUUCCGAGUCCUGUGUGACCACACGGAGCCGCGCAGGAGGGUGGAGUUGAUUCUGCGCGCGGAGGGCGGCCUUUGGCUGCGCGUGGAGCCGCUGAAGGCUGGCGGGCAGUGAGCCGGCUACAGCACCCUCCU